Molecule: messenger RNA, 491 nt
Organism: Colletotrichum acutatum
Lineage: Eukaryota; Fungi; Ascomycota; Sordariomycetes; Glomerellales; Glomerellaceae
Exons: 1
Coding region: 54-374 (106 amino acids)
Source: RefSeq, a predicted model, not a curated record
GGUGUUGCUGGUGAUGGGAAUGGUGUUGUUGGAGAAACGGUGAAAGAAGAGGCAUGUCGAGCACUUGCACCAGAAGGGAACUGAUGGAUUGUGGCAGUGCCAGCGCCAGCAAGCUCUUGAGUCUUCCCCUCCUCCAUAUCAUUCUCCUCUUUCCUCGCUGUUCUACUGUCAUGCAGCGGCAUUACAGCAGUGUCUCUUGCAUGUUCCCAUGUAGAACCUGUAAGCCAGCGGCGACACGCCGACAAUCAUCAGGAAUGGAAACUGUUGGCGGGCACUACUUACCUUUGUUCAUUCACUGCCUUCAAUUUUACCGAGAUACUUACUUACUUACUCUCCCGACUGGGCAGCAAAGCUGGAUUCAAGCUACACGGUAAGCUAGCUGAGAGGAUCUCGAAUGGACGGAUGGAUCGAUGGGUCGGCCAGUGGGAUGAGUGCAAAGGUUAAGAUGCAGGGCUGUAGAGGAGGGGGGAGACGGUAACGGGUUCUGCGGA